Molecule: messenger RNA, 4526 nt
Organism: Zalophus californianus (California sea lion)
Lineage: Eukaryota; Metazoa; Chordata; Mammalia; Carnivora; Otariidae
Gene: ZFPM1
Product: zinc finger protein, FOG family member 1
Exons: 10
Coding region: 119-3109 (996 amino acids)
Biological process (GO): heart development; megakaryocyte differentiation; erythrocyte differentiation
Cellular component (GO): nucleus
Molecular function (GO): RNA polymerase II-specific DNA-binding transcription factor binding
Source: RefSeq, a predicted model, not a curated record
GGCAAUCUCGGGUAAUCUAUCAGCAGCUAUCGGGCGCAUCGGAGGGCCGGGAGCGGCCAGGCCCAGAGAUGGCGCCAACCCCUAGCGACGAUAAAGUCUCCGAGUUCAGCGGUGAUGAAUGCCGAGUUCCCUUGGAGACGUGGAAGCUACGGAAGAGGCUCAGGCCAUGGACGCCAGCCACCCAGAGCGGGAGGCCGGAACACCGGAGCCUGAGGCCGUGGGAGAGCCCGAGCCCCUGAGCCCUUCCAGUCCAGACGCUAAUCCCCCACCCCCACCAUCGCCACCGCCCCCCACGCCCCCAGGAGGCCCCGAGGAGAUGAAGGGGCAGGAGUCAGAGACAAGGCUGGAGGAGGAGUCUGGCGUCUCCUGGAGCGGGCCAGGCGAGCUGGAGCUGCUGCUGCAGGACGGGCAGAGGUGCGUGCGGGCUCGACGCAGCCUCACCGAGGGCCUGUCCUGGGGCCCAUUCCGCGGGAACCUCCAGAGCAGAGCCUUGUCCCCUGGGCAAGUGGAACCGGGCCCUGCCCUGACGCUGCUGCUGGAGGACCAGCCCUGCUGGCUGACGUCGCUGCCACAGGCCCUGACCGAGGCCGAAGCCAACGCGGAGAUCUACAGGAAGGAUGAAGCCCUCUGGUGCAGACUCACCAAGCCGGUGCCCGCGGGCGGACUGCUGAGCGUGCUGCUCACGGCGGCCGAGCCCCAGGGCACCCCCAGCCACCCUGUGAAGGAGGAGCCAGCAGAGCCUGAGUGCCCAGCCCCCGCACAUGCAGACAUCCAGCUCCUGCCCCAGCAGGCCGGCAUGGCGUCCAUCCUGGCCACAGCGGUCAUCAACAAAGACGUCUUCCCCUGCAAAGACUGUGGAAUCUGGUACCGCAGCGAGAGAAACCUGCAAGCCCACCUGCUCUACUACUGUGCCAGCCGCCAGACCACCGGCUCCACGGCCGCAGCAGCCGCCGCCGACAAGCCCAAGGAGACCUACCCCAACGAGCGCGUCUGCCCCUUUCCCCAGUGCCGCAAGAGCUGCCCCAGCGCCAGCUCCCUGGAGAUCCACAUGCGCAGCCACAGCGGAGAACGCCCUUUUGUAUGUCUGAUCUGCCUGUCGGCCUUUACCACCAAGGCCAACUGUGAGCGGCACCUCAAGGUGCACACAGACACGCUGAGCGGUGUCUGCCACAGCUGUGGCUUCAUCUCCACCACAAGGGACAUCCUCUACAGCCACCUGGUGACCAACCACAUGGUCUGCCAGCCGGGCUCCAAGGCUGAGAUCUACUCACCAGGGGCCGGACACCCCACUGCCAAGCUCCCCCCAGACAGCCUGGCCAGCUUCCAGCAGCACACGGCCCUGCACGGCCCCCUGGCUUCUGCCGACCUGGGCCUGGCGCCCACCCCAUCCCCAGGACUGGAGAGGAAGGCCCUGGCAGAGACCACCAAUGGAGAGGCCAGAGCCGCCUCCCAGAAUGGGGGCAGCAGCGAGCCCCCGGCAGCGCCCCGGGCCAUCAAGACGGAGGCCACAACGGAGGAGCCCGAGGCGGAACCAGGGCCCACGGCCGCAUCGCGGUCACCCUCACCGCCCAGCCCCGCUCCGGCCAGGGUGAAGGCCGAGCUGACCAGCCCCACGCCCGGCUCCAGCCCCGGACCCGGCGAGCUGGGGCUGGCAGCCGGCGCGCUCUUCCUGCCGCAGUUCCCCGCCGCGCCCCCGGCCUCAGAGAUCCUGGCCAAAAUGUCCGAGCUCGUGCACAGCCGGCUGCAGGCGGGAGCGGGGUCGCAGGCCGGCCUCUUCGCGGGGGCCCCCAAGGGCGCCACGUGCUUCGAGUGCGACAUCACCUUCAACAACGUCAACAACUUCUAUGUGCACAAGCGCCUCUACUGCUCCGGCCGCCGGCCGCCCGACGACGCGCCCCCCGCGCGCAGGGCCAAGGUGCCCGCGACCCCCACACGCGCGCCCCCGGGCCCACCGCCCCCAGAGGCCGAUGCGAGGCACGCGUCGCCAGGCUCCGGGACGCGCGAGGACGAGGCGGGGGGCGCAGCCACCCCCGAGGCCGAGCCCGAGGCCGAGGGGGGCGGCCGGGGCCGGGAAGGCAGUCCAGGUAGCCCGAGCCCGGGCAGCGGGGCGGACGAGGACGACGACCCCCGCCGGACGCUGUGCGAGGCCUGCAACAUCCGCUUCAGCCGCCACGAGACCUACACGGUGCACAAGCGCUACUACUGUGCCUCGCGUCACGACCCGCCGCCGCGCCGGCCCGCGCCCGCCGGGACCCCCGGGACCCCCGCGCCGGCGGCGCCCUCUGCGCCUGCCGCGCCGCCCGUGCGCACGCGCAGGCGCCGCAAGCUGUACGAGCUGCACGCGGCCGGCCCCGCCCCGCCCCCCGCCGCCGGCCCCGCCCCCGCGCCGCUCGGCCCCGCCUCCGAGCCGCCCGCGUCGCCGUCGCCCAGGCCCGGAAGCGGAAGCGGCGGGCCCGACGCCGCCGACGGCCCCAUCGACCUGAGCAAGAAGCCGCGGCGGCAGGCGCCUGUGCCUGCGCCCGGCUUACCUGCGCUGGCCGACUACCACGAGUGCACGGCCUGCCGCGUGAGCUUCCACAGCCUCGAGGCCUACCUGGCGCACAAGAAGUUCUCGUGCCCUGCCGCCCCGCGCCAGCUGCGCGCCGCCCCCGAGGACGCGCCCGGCGGCGCCGUCGUGUGCCCCUACUGCCCGCCCAACGGCGUGGUCCGCGGCGACCUCAUUGAGCACUUCCGCCUGGCGCACGGCCUGCUGCUGGGCCAGCCCCCCGCCGGCCCCGGCCCCGGCGCCCGGACGCCCUCGCCCGCCACCCCCCGCGACGGCCUCAACGGCCAGGAGCCGCGGGAGCCGGCCCCCGGCGCGGCGGACGACAGCCCCCGGCCCGGCCCGCCGCCGUCCCCGAGCCCCGAGGCGGUGCUGCCGCCCCCGCCGACGCCCCCCUCCCACUCGGACAAGGGCGUCCAGACCCCCGGCAAGGGGGCGCCGGCGCCCGCGCCUCCCGGCAGUCACCGGUACUGCCGCCUGUGCAACAUCAAGUUCAGCAGCCUGUCCACCUUCAUCGCCCACAAGAAGUAUUACUGCUCCUCGCACGCGGCCGAGCACGUCAAGUGAGCGGCUGCCACACUACAGCCGGAGCGCGCCUGGCGCCCCCGCUGCAGCCGGGGCGGGGGCGCGCCGAGCGCUGGCCUCGGCAGAGGGGCUGCGGGGGACAGCGCCCGCCCGGACCCUUGGCACUUAAUAAAGAAGUUCAGUUUGAUGAACACCGUAGCGCAGCGGCCUAGUUCUCUGAGCACGGGGGCCCGGUGGGUGGGGGCGCACACAGGGCCGCCCUUCGGGCUCUGGCUGUGCCCUGGGCACCGAGAGGCUCGACGCAGCCGCCGCCGCCGUUGGGAGCGUAGACAUGGGCCACGGCCGGGGUCACGUGGUCAGUGGCCCUAGAGCUGGACCGAACCCCCGGUCAGUCUGAUGCCACAGCACACACUGGUAAUCGCUGCCCUGCAGGCUGCUCUGGACCCACGUGGGUCAUUGGGGAGCAGGCACUGCCCUUCUGGGCCCUCUGCUGCUGUCCUCCAGGAUGCUACCAGAAGUUCUGGGUUGGCCACCAGCUACCAAAGGGAAGGACUUCCUACUGGCCAGCCAACAGGGGACCGCGAAGGCCUGUGCUUGCCAAGGCUAGUGGGGAGAGAAGGGACGGUGAGACAGCCGACAGGCACCAGGGGACACGGUGGGCAAGGGAGGGGGCAUCAGGCCCCACAGCGUACCCUGGAGCUAGUGGGAGCCAAAUCCUGAGCUGGGUGUAGCGUGGCACCUGUGGGGGCCACCCCCACCCCAGUCUGCCUAACUGUACCUGGGCCACCGCGGGACCCGGGCAACCACACCCAAGCAGAGUCCAGCCAUGGUCUUGUCACCCUGCUAGAAAACACUCAUCCACUUUUCCAACUUUGCUUGAAGGAGCAGAGUUUCUUACAAACACUUUUACAGCGAAGCCUAUGGGGGAAUGGAAGUGAACUCUGACCUUUGAUCUUUCUCUGUCUCAAGGUAAUAGAGGUGCUUCCCGCCAUCCACUCAGGCUCACUCUCCUUGCUCAAGGCACGUGUCUCUCCCAGCCCUUGUGGGGCUACGAAGACCAUGUUUGGACAAGAUCGGCCACGGGUCAUCCACAGGCCCCUGCCCGUCUGACACGCGAACACACACCAGCACCCCCCACACCCCCCACAUCCCUCACUGGGCCUGACCAGACAGGGCUGCUCUGCCCAGGCACUGCAGGCAGGGCUCCCACACCCUCCUAGAGCCUGCUCUGGGGAAGUCAGUGGAGGCAGGGUCCCAGGGGAGCCACGCUGCCUCCCUCCAAGAUGCCCGGCCUCUGCCACCCAGGCUUGGGGCAGAGGAAGCCCUCAGACCCUCAGCCCUGCUCCUUGUUUGCAUUGUUCCGCAUGAAUUUGCAUGGAGGGUUCAAGAGGCUUUGACUCUGAGUCAGACCAGCGGAUGAAAGCAGACAUUACCGAUGUCGGCGCAUACUGUCAUUAAA